Nematostella vectensis (starlet sea anemone) is the source of this 2000-nucleotide messenger RNA. RefSeq names its product SH3 domain-containing protein Dlish. Gene Ontology annotation, biological process: protein localization involved in establishment of planar polarity. Lineage: Eukaryota; Metazoa; Cnidaria; Anthozoa; Actiniaria; Edwardsiidae. The record is from RefSeq and is a predicted model, not a curated record. Gene Ontology annotation, molecular function: protein binding. Gene Ontology annotation, cellular component: cilium; cytoplasm. Bases 404 to 1879 code for a protein of 491 amino acids. The transcript is spliced from 3 exons.
AAAAAAGUCAACUCGAAUUUAGUCGCUUUUUGAUGAAGCUUUCAGCGGGAAAAGAUUUGCAAAUUCAACUAUUUUAGUUUGAUCCACUAAUUGAUUUUUGCAUAAAACAUUUCUGGGAUUUUAUUUCCUAUUAGCAAGUAUUGUUCACUGUGCAAAUACGAAAGGCCAACGAGCGAUUUUAAUAUAUUAAUUCCCGCGUAUUAUUGGUCGGUUCUGUCACAAAGUCAAACUUGUGUAAACAUCACUUAACUUUUGUGAGAUAUCGCUUAUGCAAAUUAUCGGCGCCAGUCGACAUUUUCUUGUUUGCUGUUAUCCGACAGGAAAAAUAAACACUUAGAGAAACCCUUGGUUUAAAAUGGGCAUCCUGCUUUUAUUGGACGGAAAAAAUGGCGGAUAGAAGAAGAUGGCUUUUUUGUGUCCAUCUCAAUUAACAGUCAAAAAGAAAGUUCUACAAGGAAAAGCUCCUUAUCCGGACACAUACCAACUGAAUGGAGACAGUUCGCCGGGCGUAGAACACAAAUCUGCUCUGAAAAGUCCGCGUAGUUCCACGGAUUCAAGUCAUAAAUCAAACCACAGAACCGUUCGCAUUGAUGAAGCAGCGCUCAAUAAGGAGUCUAAAGUCGAACGUAAAAUACGAACUGCGACAUACGACAGGCCUGCUAACAUAAGGGUGAAGGCUGCUCAUGACUACAGCUCGGAGGACCCGGAAGAACUUAACCUGUCCAAGGGACAAACUGUAAAAAUCUUGUACCAACAACACGACUGGCUUUACGUUGUUGAUUUGUUCGGAAACGAGGGUUUUAUUCCAUUCUCCUAUUGCUCCGAUUUUAAUAACUCUAUCGACUCAAAAUCAAGUACUUCGGGCUUUACCGAUAGCCACGAAGAAAGCGAUGAGAUCGAAAAAGCGGCGGAGCGACGAAAGAUCGACCGCUUUUCCAAACAUCGUAAUGACAAGCAUAAACACAAUUCAAAACAAAAAACACCGGUGGUGUAUUUCCCUAAGCGCCCUUACGGUCCGAAGCUGACGGUGUUGUUUAACUACAAAGCUCGGUAUGAGAAUGAUGUCAGCGUGGAGCGAGGUGAAUAUGUGAUGUUAUUGAAUGACCAGGAUGCGGACUGGCUCUGGGUAGCUACUGAAGAUGGCGAGGAAGGGUUCAUACCAAGGACUUUCGUCAUAUCACACGCUUGCGAAGGUUGUCGGAGAAGACUAUCUCAAGAGCCAUCGUCUUCGUCCUCAUUCAAUAGAAAGAACAUAUCGCCUCUUGGAAACGGCUCCGUUUCUGCAUUGACAAAAGACACUAGUUUACACAAAGUAACAACAGACAACACUUCAAGCAACAGCGAUAAACAGAGCGAGAAAUGCAACGUUAAUGGUCAUACUCGCAACAGCAGAAACAGCACACCACAUGGCUCAAAAAUGAAUCUUCACAGCAGUCAAACAGAACUGAAUCCUGUGUACAACAGUUCCCCUACACUCACCGAGAUCACACCCUCCAGCCCUGAACUUACCCCCAUCAGCAGCGAAUUGGCACCCUCCCUUGACCACUCCCUUUUGAACGGCGACAUUUACUCCUCGGAUAUAACUCCUACAAGCUCAAGUUCCGCGGAUGUUGAGCCCAAGUCUCGUAACUUGUCGGACGCCACAUCGUCAGCCUCGAGCGAUAAGAAACUUGAACUGAAAGGGUCACGCCUGAUUUCUCUGUAUGAAUACGAGGGGAGUGCAUUUGAUGAUCUGACGGUACAUGCGGGAGAGUACGUCUAUGCAAAUCUGAAGGACCAGAUCGUACCCAAAUGGAUAUGGGCUUACUCGCCCUACAGAAAACGGUCGGGUUUUAUACCUGAGGCGUAUUUGAAAGAACCGGUAGUUACCGAUAUUUAAUCUAGCAGGCCUGUUGCUCUGGAGUCAUUAGGAACUUAACGCGGGGAACCUGUGCUCUAUUCAAUUGUGUAUUUGUUUAUGUUACCCAGACAAAAUAGAUGGAUAAAGUUUAGACUUUCGA